This is a messenger RNA of Aspergillus affinis, 1029 nucleotides long. RefSeq lists its product as uncharacterized. The transcript has a single exon. The record is from RefSeq and is a predicted model, not a curated record. NCBI's taxonomy places the organism in Eukaryota, Fungi, Ascomycota, Eurotiomycetes, Eurotiales, Aspergillaceae. Gene Ontology annotation, biological process: L-arabinose metabolic process. Bases 1 to 1029 code for a protein of 342 amino acids. Gene Ontology annotation, molecular function: alpha-L-arabinofuranosidase activity.
AUGCGAGGUUUAAUUGUCCUUAUUGUUUCGCUCUGCCUCCGAUCUGUCGGCGCGUUACCAGCCCCUGGCCCUCAGCCAAACGACAACCUCGUUCGAAAGGCCAGCCUCCCGACUAGUUUUCAAUGGAGCUCCAGCGGGCCCUUGAUUGCGCCUAAGAACGACAAUUACAACAUUGCGGGAAUUAAGGAUCCCUCAAUCGUUUACCACGGCGGCAAAUAUCAUGUCUUCGCCAGCACUGCCAAGGCAUCCGGUUAUAAUCUUGUCUACCUCAGCUUCUCCGACUUCAGCCAAGCCGCCUCCGCGGAGUUCCAGUACCUCGAUCAGACCCCUAUCGGCACGGGGUAUCGCGCCGCGCCACAAGUAUUCUACUUUGCGCCCCAGGAAUUGUGGUAUUUGGUCUAUCAGAACGGUAACGCCGCAUACUCGACCAACCCCGACAUCAAUAAUCCGGCGGGAUGGAGCGCACCCAAGAACUUCUUCAGUAGUAUCCCCAGCAUCAUCUCACAAAACAUGGGCGACGGAAACUGGGUAGACAUGUGGGUCGUUUGCGACACAUCCACUUGCCACCUCUUCUCGUCCGACGACAACGGCCACCUCUACCGUUCCCAGACAUCUGUCACCAACUUCCCCAACGGCAUGGGGAGCACCGUUAUUGCCUUGCAGGACUCGGACCGCUACGCCCUCUUCGAGGCAGCCAACGUUUACAGCACCGGAGAUGGAAAGUACCUUCUCCUCAACGAGGCCAUCGGCAGCGACGGGGCGCGCUAUUUCCGCUCCUGGACUUCGUCUAGCCUCGACGGCAGUUGGACGGGCCUGGCAGAUACCGAGGCCAACCCUUUCGCUCGGUCAAAUAACGUGAAUUUUGAUGGCAACGCCUGGACGAAAAGUAUUAGUCACGGGGAGAUGGUCCGCUCGCAGGUGGAUCAAACCAUGACGAUUAGCACAUGUAACCUCCGUUAUUUAUACCAAGGAAUGGACCGAAUGCCAGCGGCGAUUAUGAUGCGCUGCCCUGGAAAUUGGGACUCCUGA